Messenger RNA from Maylandia zebra (zebra mbuna), 998 nucleotides. The record is from RefSeq and is a predicted model, not a curated record. NCBI's taxonomy places the organism in Eukaryota, Metazoa, Chordata, Actinopteri, Cichliformes, Cichlidae.
UUGAUGCCCUGCUUCAUGCUGUAUGUCCUGCUGGCAGCUGGAACCAGUCUGGCUGUGGAUGUGAAUUGGUUAACUCGUAUUAUAAAAGCCAUAAGGACAGAGUACAGACUAACAGGUCAAUUCUGUCUGGCUGCAACCAUCCCAGAUCAACAGGACCCAAACACCCUUAUCAGUGAAGUCCUUCAUAACGACCGCUUUAAUGAGCACAUGGAAGACUCAGUUAAAGGGGGUGAGGUAUAUGCUAGCAGCAGGCUGGUUUUAGCUGUUCCCACAGGACCUGUACAUGCAGAACGCGCAGUUCUGGAAAGCUUGGACAAACUAAAGAAACAGGGAAAGAACGACUUCCUCCUCAUCUACUCUUACCUCUCCCCAUGUAGCAAGUGCACAGACAGUAACAAAAAAUUCAACAUCCUUAACAUGAUUAAAAAUCAGGUUGACAGAUGGCAUGAUGGGGCCUUUGUGUUUACAAAAGUUUUCAGCCAUCCAAACGAUGGUUCCAGUGUAACCAGAGAUGUUUUAGAAACGUCACUGACUGAGCUUUCUUAUUCGAUGGGUGGUCUCCACUACAUAUUUCGCUGUGAUGUACAGCAGAAUCCUGAGUUAGUGUGUCACAGCUGCUCUGUAAAUCACAGAGUUUCAGAGUUUUGUAUUGAUAACAACGCUGAGAGAGAGCGCAGCAUCAGCAGGGAAAGAAGCAGGAGCUUCAGUGGAAGCAGUGGAGGGGGCAGUAGCAGGAAGAGAGAGAUAUACAGGAGUAGAGAAGCUGGAAAACAUGCAGGUGGAGGCAGGAGCAGCAGGAAGAGAAGCAAGUACAGAAGCAGCAGCAGCAGCAGGAGCGUCAGCAGGAACAGAGGUGGAGGGCGUAGGAGCAGCAGCUAGAGGUUAGAGAAGUUCAAACAAACCAACAUCGUCCCUGAAGACAAACUUUCUUUAUGUCCUUAAAAUUUCUUUUCAAACAUGAUUUAAAUUCUGUUCAAACUAAAAUGAUAAAUAAAUGU